GUUGAGCGUUCGCGGGGAGGUUGAUAAUCGUUUUUCACCGUCAAUCAAAAAAAAGGGAGCAAAGGAGGCCAGGAGAGAGAGGGGGAAAAAAUCAGAUCUCCUCAGGGGAGGAUGUGAGAAUUAAUAAUAAAUUAACGCAGAAGGACAACUACAUUUUAUUUGAAGGGAAACUUGAUUUUUUUUUUCUCGAAUUGUUUCGACUGAUGAGCGGCAGUUAGCGAGCAGCGCGAGGCACAAUUGUUUGAAUUUUUGAAUCGUGGUUGCCGUUUCCACCACCCCCCCUCCUCCUCCCUCCGGGUCCUUUUCCAGCCGCCGCCGGCCUCCUAAAUUUCCUCCUUCCUCCCCCUUCUUUUCCUACCCCUACCUCCCCUCUCUCUCUCUCUCUCACCUCCUUUGCCGGCUCGAACCAUGUCGAUCUUGCCCUUCACGCCGCCCAUCGUCAAGCGUUUGCUGGGCUGGAAGAAAGGCGGCGAGUCGCAGUCUCCCUCCCCCCAGUCCCCGACCCAGCAGCAGCAACAACAACAACAGCAGCAGCAAAACAACGGGCAGGACGACAAAUGGUGCGAGAAAGCCGUCAAGAGCUUGGUGAAGAAGCUCAAGAAAACGGGGCAGCUGGACGAACUGGAGAAGGCCAUCACUACCCAGAGCUGCAACACCAAGUGUGUGACCAUCCCUAGCACAUGCUCUGAAAUUUGGGGACUGAGUACACCUGGUACAGUAGAUCAGUGGGAUACAACAGGCCUUUACAGCUUUCCUGAGCAAACCAGAUCACUUGAUGGCCGACUGCAGGUUUCACAUCGCAAAGGUUUGCCUCAUGUUAUUUACUGUCGCUUGUGGCGAUGGCCUGAUCUUCACAGUCACCAUGAGCUUCGAGCCAUUGAAACUUGUGAAUAUGCUUUCAAUCUCAAAAAGGAUGAAGUGUGUGUUAAUCCAUACCACUAUCAGAGGGUGGAGACACCAGUUUUGCCUCCAGUAUUGGUGCCACGACACACAGAAAUUCCAGCAGAGUUGCCCCCACUUGAUGACUACACUCAUUCCAUCCCUGAAAACACUAAUUUUCCAGCUGGAAUAGAGCCACAGAGCAACUACAUCCCAGAAACACCACCACCUGGCUAUAUCAGUGAAGAUGGGGAGACGAGUGAUCAACAAAUGAACCAAAGUAUGGAUACAGGGUCUCCUGCAGAAAUGUCACCAAGUACCUUGUCGCCAGUCAAUCAUAGCUUGGAUCUGCAACCUGUAACCUAUUCAGAGCCAGCAUUCUGGUGCUCAAUAGCAUAUUAUGAGUUAAACCAGAGAGUUGGUGAAACCUUUCAUGCAUCUCAGCCUUCAUUAACUGUGGAUGGAUUUACAGACCCAUCAAAUUCAGAAAGAUUCUGUCUGGGUUUGCUGUCCAACGUCAAUAGAAAUGCAACAGUUGAGAUGACAAGACGACACAUUGGGAGAGGAGUAAGGUUGUAUUACAUUGGUGGGGAAGUUUUUGCUGAGUGUCUGAGUGACAGUGCCAUCUUUGUUCAGAGUCCAAAUUGUAAUCAAAGAUACAGCUGGCAUCCCGCAACAGUGUGCAAAAUUCCACCAGGCUGUAACCUGAAAAUAUUCAACAACCAGGAGUUUGCAGCACUUCUGGCUCAGUCUGUGAACCAAGGCUUUGAAGCUGUUUACCAGUUAACCAGAAUGUGCACAAUUAGGAUGAGUUUUGUGAAAGGCUGGGGUGCUGAAUACAGACGGCAGACUGUGACGAGCACUCCUUGUUGGAUUGAACUUCACCUGAAUGGACCCUUGCAGUGGCUUGACAAAGUUUUAACUCAAAUGGGCUCCCCCUCUGUCCGCUGCUCAAGCAUGUCCUAAUUGACGACUUCACCUAUUUCAGUAUCGAGACUGGAUCAAACAUAAGAUGGAGUCCAAUCAACAGAUUUAAACAGCUUUUCUGUUGUAGUACUUGUGUGUUAUCCCAGAGACUCUUUGUUAAUACAAAACAAAAUCAAAAAGAAUGGCACUUGAUCUCAUCAACUUAAGCACCUUGUUGAGUUUUAUUAUCCCACACCCAGAUUAUGACAUAAAUGUAUUAGUAUUAGUGUAUUAAACACAUGAAUAUAGCUUAUGACUGAGGGUGAAGGGAAAGCUGUGUAAAAUGACAUUGUAUUAUGUGUUAAUGCACAUGUAUCGAGUGCCUGAGGUCCAUCAAUAACAUGUACAGUAAUUCAGUAUGUGAUUCUACACACAUUUGCUAUAUAUUUUAGAAUUACGUUCUUCAUUAAAUGAAAUCUCUAUCUUUGCCUUUUCUCUCUUUCUCCUCCCCAACCCUGCCCCCCACCUUCAAAAUAGAUGCACAGACUAAAAUCUGAUAGAUAAUUUAAUUGACACAUUGCAAAUAAAAAGGAGGGAAUCUUAUGAAUAUGAUGAAUUUAAAUGAAUGAAUUUAAAAUGAGAAACAAGAUAGUCGGAAGCGGGAAGCAUAGCAUGAAUUUAAUUUUUCUCAAGGUAUUGGGUCGUAAUUACCACAAAGUCACCUAUAGCAACAAAAUAUCACUGGUAUUUAGGCAAAGAAGUUUUUGUUUCAAAGAUUACUAGGCAGCGUUACUGCUGGAGAAAUGCUGAGUUGUGACAGUGAACUUGGACUCACCACUAAAAGAUGACUGAAUGUAGCAUUAUAUUGAAACUGGCAUUUUCAGAGAUGGAUCUACAAAUGGAAAUGAGCAGGAAUGUGGUCAGAUCUGGCUUAUUAUUAGUUAGGUGCAGUGCCAAAUUAGCAUUAUUUUCUCCUCUAUGUAACUCAGCUGAAAUGCAAGGUGAACUUUGGUAUGAAAACAUGGAAAUUCAUAUAGUAUUUUAUCAUUGUUGAAUAGUUGGACCUUAGAUUAAAGAACUUAGUGCAGUUUAUUUAACUUUUGUUACCUGUUCAACUUAAUCUUGAUUUCAAGUGUUUCAAAAGACUGUAUUGUAAGCUAUUUUAGCCUCUUGAGUUAUUUCAUUUAAUUUGUUUUAGAAUGCAUAUAGAGCUAGUGUGGUACUAAUAAGCGCUAUUCACAGUAUACCCAGCAUUAAGCAGAGGUUGUAACUGUUCUUGUGCAUACUGUUACAAUAAUUUGAACUCUGACUAAACAAUUUGCUUGUGAUUUUUGUCACCAUUUGGGGAAAUUGAAAUUCUUAGGACACAGGAGAUUCACAUUUGGCAAAGUUCCUAAGAAUGUUUAAAUUGACAGUGUCUUAAUGGUAAACCAGUAAACCCUUUGCAUGUAACAGAGAUACUUUCCAAUACUAUGCUUGCCUUUAGCUGCUAAUUGUGAAUUUUGAUGUUGUCCUAAAGGUGUUCUUUUCUCAGCACUGAAUUUGUGAAACUGGAUAUUAACAGAUCCAGCAAAAGGAUCAUUUCAACAAGUUGUUGAGCAAUUUGUUUCUGGAGUUAACAGUAUUGAUGACUAGGGCUUUAUGUUUUGAAGUGCCCCAUAUGUUUAUACUUUUUAUACAUUAUCAUGAAGUAUAUUACUCAAAAUGGUGUUGGAAAUAUUUGGGUAUUUUUUUUUAUUUAUAAACGAUGCCAAUCAUUGCUCUUCACUACUGGUUGCUCCCUCUGGUUACCGAAAAUCAUCAGUACAAAACCAUGAGGUCUGUGCCAUUUCCAUUUUAGUUGAAGUCUAAUUUAGGGUCAUUGCUGUAAAGGGGGAACAGGCCUAUAUACAUCAUAUUUUAAAGCCUUUUUUAGGUGAAUUGUAAGCUUGAAGGAAAAUUGAGGGAAUUGCAGCUUCAGUGUUUUUCGCCAUUUUUGCAUUUAGUCAUUAUGCCAGUGCAGUAUCAUGUUAAAAGUAAUGAACGGUGGCUGCAUCCUGUAAAUAUAUUUUAUUACUGAGUUAAAUUGUAUCUUAAAUAUUAGAUUGGACUUCUCGUACUUGCAGAAUAUCUGAUUAGGCAAAAUAUUCCCUUUUGUUUGGUUUAAUGAACUAGAAAUUGAUCACAUAGGAGUAAAGUUUUUAAUUCCUCCUUCCUCCCCAAAGCUGUUAAAUGUUCUGAAUUUAAUAUAAUUAUGAAGUGUCUUAAUCAUUUGAAAAUUGCAACUUGUAUUCAAAGACUGCUUCUCUGAAGCAGUGGUUUGAUUUCACUUCUGAAUUGCAUUUGAGAUAUACCCACAAAAAGGCACAAUCUCUGCAUUUGCUGCUAUAAAAUCCGCCUUGCAAUUUCAGAAUGUCUGGAUAAUAGCUGUACAUGUUCUUCAUGUUCCUCAAACACUACAAAUUCAUGCACCCCAAAAGCUUAGGGAAUACAUAUUUUAAUGUGUUCUGUUUGGGAGGGUGGCUGCAGGUGGGAUUUUUUUGAGUGGCUAUGUAACUUGUAAAAUAGAACACAAAUGUACAACUUACUAAUAAUUCUGUGAUCUAGCUGUCUGUCAUAUUUCCCUUUUGUGGCAGUGGCAGGAUUGCUUUUUAAAUUUCUUUUACAUUGUUAAUUCCUCUACAUUACACUAGUGCUGUACUUUGUAAGUGCAGCUAGUGAUAGCUUAUUUUUUUGAGAACAAAGAUGGUGCAUGUUAAUGCUUCAAAAUGGUAAAGGCUGUGGCUGCUUUUAGGCCAUUGGAGAUGGUUUUGUUUGCCAUAGGGACUUUGGAAUGAAAGGAAGCAGCACCAAAUAAUAGAAAAUGGCCAGACUUUUUAAAGAAAAACUAGCAGAGCAUUUACCGUUCUUUGUGAGCUUGUUUUACCAGUAGAAUUCUGUAUUGGUAGAACUUGUGAAUUUGAGAAGAAUAAAAGCUUAAGGCUUGUUGCAUAUGCAGACUAAGUGAAUACACUAAUAAAGUUUUAAUUCUGA
Carcharodon carcharias (great white shark) is the source of this 4797-nucleotide messenger RNA. RefSeq names its product SMAD family member 2 (gene smad2). The record is from RefSeq and is a predicted model, not a curated record. Bases 409 to 1845 code for a protein of 478 amino acids. Lineage: Eukaryota; Metazoa; Chordata; Chondrichthyes; Lamniformes; Lamnidae. Gene Ontology annotation, cellular component: heteromeric SMAD protein complex. Gene Ontology annotation, biological process: SMAD protein signal transduction; BMP signaling pathway; transforming growth factor beta receptor signaling pathway. The transcript is spliced from 10 exons. Gene Ontology annotation, molecular function: DNA-binding transcription factor activity, RNA polymerase II-specific; RNA polymerase II cis-regulatory region sequence-specific DNA binding; I-SMAD binding.